AUGCCCCUACCAAAGCUUGUUAGAGCGGUUGUUGGUGCAAGACCAUGCGCUUGCCCGAAUAGUGGAUUUUUGGAACAGCUAAUAGAAUAUGGUAAAUCUGGUGCUGCAGCAAAAGUCCAACGUGAACUUAUCGCUUGUUUUGGUGAAUGGCCGAAACAUAAACUGGAUGCUGAUAUUGCUGUACUAACAGAACUUUUACUUAAACCAGAACAUGCUACUUGUAUUGGCGCAAGUGGUGGUUUCACCUUACCGGAUGAUAUUGCAGAAUCUAACGAUAAUAACAACCAACUAACGUCUCACAUUGAUUCUUCAGAUCAACGAAAUACACAGAAAAUUAAUAAGCCAAUGAGUUUUACAAUUUAUCCUGAUAAACCACUACAUAUGCGGAAAAUACUUGCUGACAGUGAGGAUAGUAAUCCAGCGUCGUCAUCAUCAUCAGUGUAA
Molecule: messenger RNA, 444 nt
Organism: Schistosoma turkestanicum
Lineage: Eukaryota; Metazoa; Platyhelminthes; Trematoda; Strigeidida; Schistosomatidae
Source: the annotation of a GenBank genome assembly